Molecule: messenger RNA, 787 nt
Organism: Micropterus dolomieu (smallmouth bass)
Lineage: Eukaryota; Metazoa; Chordata; Actinopteri; Centrarchiformes; Centrarchidae
Gene: dut
Product: deoxyuridine triphosphatase
Exons: 8
Coding region: 34-705 (223 amino acids)
Biological process (GO): dUMP biosynthetic process; dUTP catabolic process
Molecular function (GO): dUTP diphosphatase activity; magnesium ion binding
Source: RefSeq, a predicted model, not a curated record
GCUAUUAGCUUGCAGACGACGUUAGCAAGCAGAAUGACACGAAUGUUCCUAAGGCUAAGGGGUCUUCAGCCACAAUGCUCUUCGAUUUAUGAUGCUGCUUCGCGUUUUAUAGGAAGGGAAUGUCAUAAUCAGACGGCCCCUCAAAACAAAGCUUGUCUGUUGUGCACUGAACGCGAAACAAAACCAAGACUACGUCAGCUCUGUUCAGAUGCAAUGCAUGCUCCUGCAAUUUCUCCAUCAAAGAGGGCAAGGACAGAAACGAAGCCUGCAGAGGAAAGACCUGUCCUCAGAUUUGCAAAACUUUCUGAGCAUGCUACAAAACCUACCAGAGGUUCAGCUAAAGCAGCGGGAUAUGAUCUCUACAGUGCAUAUAAUUACUCCAUUGGUCCUAUGGAUAAGGCCAUUGUGAAAACGGACAUCCAGAUAGCAGUUCCACAUGGUUGCUAUGGGAGAGUGGCACCCAGAUCUGGACUGGCAGCAAAAAAUUUCAUUGAUGUUGGUGCUGGAGUUGUAGAUGAAGACUAUAGAGGAAAUGUGGGAGUUGUGCUCUUUAACUUCGGCAAGGACACAUUUGAAGUGAAAAAGGGUGACAGAGUUGCUCAGCUGGUGUGUGAGAGGAUCUGCUACCCAGAUCUGGAGGAGCAACAGACUCUUGACGAGACAGAGCGUGGUGCUGGAGGUUUUGGAUCAACUGGACGCAGCUGAAGGCUCCAAAUACAAUAGAAGUCGAGUGUAUACGAUGAAACUGUAUAGAUAGGGUGCUAAUAAAGUUAAUGUUUUUUUUGUA